Messenger RNA from Pteropus alecto (black flying fox), 949 nucleotides. It is a transcript of the gene ARV1, whose product is annotated as ARV1 homolog, fatty acid homeostasis modulator. Gene Ontology annotation, biological process: sterol metabolic process; regulation of plasma membrane sterol distribution; sphingolipid metabolic process. The coding region runs from base 1 to 858 and encodes 285 amino acids. Lineage: Eukaryota; Metazoa; Chordata; Mammalia; Chiroptera; Pteropodidae. The record is from RefSeq and is a predicted model, not a curated record. Gene Ontology annotation, cellular component: cortical endoplasmic reticulum; Golgi apparatus. The transcript is spliced from 9 exons.
AUGGAAGAUGACGGGGAGCGACACCCGCACCUGGAGAGCAGCCAGGCAACGCUGCAGGCGCUGGUGGGGAGCGGGGGCGUGCCCCCCAUCACUUCCUUCUCAGUCAGGGCCGCCGCGGCCUCGGGCCCCGGCCAGUACAGGUGCAUCGAGUGCGACCAGGAGGCCAGCGAGCUGUACCGCGAUUACAGCCACGGAGUGUUGAGGAUCACCAUCUGCAAAUCAUGCCAGAAACCGGUAGACAAAUAUAUCGAGUACGAUCCUGUUAUAAUCUUGAUUAAUGCUAUUUUAUGCAAAGCCCAGGCCUACAGGCAUAUUCUCUUCAAUACUAAAAUAAAUAUGCACGGCAAACUCUGCAUCUUCUGUCUGCUCUGUGACGCGUACCUCAGAUGGUGGCAGCUCCAGGAUUCGAACCAGAGCCCCGACCCCGACGACUUCAUCAGAUACGCCAAGGAAUGGGACUUCUACAGACUGUUCACGGUGGCCUCGCUAGAACAAGCUGCCUUUUUCGUCGGCAUUUUUACUUUCCUGUGGGUAGAACGACCCAUCACAGAAAAGAAAAAACCCAACUUCGUUUUGCUGCUGAAAGCGUUACUGUUGUCCAGCUACGGGAAGCUCCUGCUGAUCCCGGCCGUGAUUUGGGAGCACGACUACACGCCGCUGUGCCUGCGGCUCAUCAAGCUGUUUGUCCUCACGUCGAACUUCCAGGCAAUUAGGGUGACCCUGAACGUCAACCGGAAGCUGUCCUUCUUGGCCAUCCUGAGCGGCUCCCUGCUGGAGAGCGCCAUGGUCUACUUCUUCCAGAGGGUGGAAUGGGACGUUGGAAGUGACUGUGCCAUCUACAGGUCUCAGGACUUCUGAGGAGUUCUAUCCUUAACUGUUCGUGGCAGGACCAGCUGCAUCAUCAAAGAGAAGACGGCAGAUACAACCAGAUGAGAGAAAUGAAGCAAAG